AUGGCUGGGGGCCGUGUUCAUGUCACCACGCCAACACGCCGUGGUGCACGGCAUGUUUUGAAGCACUGCUGUGAUUUGCAGACAACCUCAAAGCACUACACGGGCAUCUACCACGCGCUUUCCACAGGAGAGCUUUCUUGGCCUUUACAAGGGGCUCUGGCCGACGCUUUUAGUACGUUCUACGAGAGCUUAUUGGUUUUUCUCCCUGCAAAACGCCAUAGACUGUACUCCUGCCAGUCCGUAGGCCCAACAAUUGCGAUAAACUUCUGCGUGUACGAGACUCUCUACAACUACUGGAACGCUCAAAGACCCGACUCGUCCAGGAUGGUGACGAGCUUGAUCUCCGGUGGAGUAGCCCUCAACAGUGGUGUUUCCGAUCGAUUUGGGAAAGAGAAGGAUGCAACUCGAGGGCGAUCGGAGAUGGGGAUUGCGAGCUCGCUGAGGCACAUUGCUGGCGAUGGAUGGGAAGAGUUCGCUUGUUCCGUGGCUUGGCGACGGCAGCGAUUCGAUGCGCCGCACCAGCAUUCGCUCCUUCGGCAGCGCAGCCCGAUCAGCAGGCGGUCGCGCUGGUGUCGGCGCUGAAGGUAUGUGGGAGCACAAGGGAUUUGCGCAAGGGCAAGGCGAUCCACGCCCAGGCGGCGGAGAGCAAGCAGCUGGGGAUCCACGUCGUCAUGGACAUGUACGCAAAAUGAAGCAGCAUGGAGGAUUCUCGCCGCGUGUUCGACAGCAUUCUUCACCCAAACGUGAUGUCCUGGAACGUUUUGAUGCUGGGCUCCCGGCUACUAUGGCGAGAGCGAUGUGGCUCUGGAUCUCUUCGAGAGGAUGCAAGCCAGGCGGUCGGGCUGCAAGCCAAACUCCGGGAGCUUCAUGGCCGCGUCGAAGGCUUGUAGCAGCCUCCCGGCGAAGGAAGCCGCUGUUUUGGUCAAUGGGAAGCUCGUCAAGGAGGCUAGUCUUGAGACCGGCAGAGGCAUCCAUUCUCAAGCCAAGCAGAUAGGACCAUCUUGCCCGAGGAAUCCAUCCGGGAUCGUCAACGACACACAGGUUCUCUCUCUCUCGGAGUGGCAUCAACGUGUGGAACGAGACUGUCAAUCCAAACGCAUGGUCGGGGCUGUCUCGCCUGGACCUCUCUCAUAACAGCAUCUCCUCGCUGAAGGUGGUUGGCUGCAAGAACAUGCAGCUCAAGCUUCUCAACUUCUUUGCAAGAGUUCCUGGAAAAUCUCUCUAGCCUUGAGAGUUUAGAAAUCUUGGAUCUCAGUUAGAACAUCUUACAGUCCCAUAACGACCUUGUCUCCAUCAGGUGGAGCUCUCGCACAACGAAUUCAGUGGCUCUGUUCCAGAGACUCACGAACUUGAUGUGCCUGGACAUCUUGUAUAACAAGUGGAGAUCUACCUGAUAUUUGAAGCAAGAACGUCUGUGGAACGUCUCGAACAAUUCCAGACCAGGCUUGUG
Molecule: messenger RNA, 1450 nt
Organism: Selaginella moellendorffii
Lineage: Eukaryota; Viridiplantae; Streptophyta; Lycopodiopsida; Selaginellales; Selaginellaceae
Exons: 3
Coding region: 1-582 (193 amino acids)
Source: RefSeq, a predicted model, not a curated record